Messenger RNA from Salvelinus fontinalis (brook trout), 5503 nucleotides. It is a transcript of the gene foxn2a, whose product is annotated as forkhead box N2a. Gene Ontology annotation, cellular component: nucleus. Gene Ontology annotation, molecular function: cis-regulatory region sequence-specific DNA binding; DNA-binding transcription factor activity. The transcript has 5 exons. NCBI's taxonomy places the organism in Eukaryota, Metazoa, Chordata, Actinopteri, Salmoniformes, Salmonidae. The record is from RefSeq and is a predicted model, not a curated record. Bases 814 to 2088 code for a protein of 424 amino acids. Gene Ontology annotation, biological process: regulation of DNA-templated transcription.
AUGGUGUGAUAUUACGGAAUGCUUUAAUGUGUUUUUCGUGGCCGGUGAAAGGUAGCGCAAAAUUAAUGGGAGAAGUGACUGAUAACUCGAGCAACCAGCAUGGCAGUUCAAUAGCGAACAACAUGUACUGUACUUCCCCCAUUUGUUAUCUGAGCUCUAGCGUUGCGUUAUGGAAUGGUAAGCUAUAAUAGAAACAAUGCUAUAUCGAAACUUUACAAUUCUUUAGACUUUGUUCAUUUUUUUCCAGUUGUGCUAAUACGUUGUUUUUGGCGUCUCUUGUCUUCCAUGUGGCUCUUUAGCUAUCGAGUUAGCUAGAUGUAGCAAACUUAUUUUACGGUCGAGUAGUAAGUAGUUAGCCAACAACGAGAAAUUUGACCGUCCAAUGUGUUUUCAUUUUCGUUUGAGCUUGCAUGAAACACUAUUAACUUAAAUAUCAAUUGCAACAAUGUGUACCGACCGUGGAUAUUUUGUAUCCAGCUUGGAUGGCUUCGCCACUUUUACACCAAAUUUAAUUGGUCAGAUAACAAAUGGCUCGUUUGCGCAUGCAGUCAUACGUUGAAAAUGUAUAGUUCUAGAUUCUGUAAAGUGUUGGCUUGCUGCCCGUUUUAGUUGACAUUCGAUUGCCAUGUCACGAGUCUGGCAGUGAGUUCGACUAUUUCUGUCAGACACCAUAUCGAUAACGGCUUGAACUUAUUUCAUAUUGAGCAACGAGGUCGUGUCAAUUUGUUGUAAUUUGGACUGUGGAUCAUUUUAACAGUUUGAUAUGAGUAUUCUUGAAUCCAAUUUCAAACGUUUGUCGACCUGCCUGGUUUAAUGGGUCCAAUCAUCGGGAUGUCGCCGGAUAAGAAAGCUGAAACGCCGGGGAUGCAGGAGGAGAGGGCGGGGCUUAGGGGCUUAUGCGGGGGGGCGGGGACUCUCCCGGAGGCGGAGUGCGGCGCAGCCAGCCCAUUGGCCACCAGCCUGGACCGGGGAUCCGGUGGCUCCGAGGAUGAGGAGCUCACCAACCUCAACUGGCUCCAUGAGAACCUGCUCCAGAACUUUACCCUAGGGGGGCCCGGUGGGGCCCAACCCAGCGCCAGCCCCCUCUUUGACAUCGAGGGUGACCCCGGGGCCCCUCAGAACCCAUCGUCUUCAUCCUCUUACUCCUCGUCGCAGAGGGACUCUUUGAAGUCCAAGCCUCCCUUCUCAUUCUCUCUGUUGAUCUACAUGGCCAUAGAGCAGAGCCCCAGUAAGAGGCUGCCGGUGAAGGACAUCUAUGGUUGGAUCCUACAGCACUUCCCCUACUUCUCCUCCGCCCCCACCGGCUGGAAGAACAGCGUCAGACACAACCUGUCACUCAACAAGUGCUUCCGCAAGGUGGAGAGGAGCCUGGGAAAGGUGAAUGGUAAGGGUUCUCUGUGGUGUGUGGACCCAGAGUACAGACCCAACCUGAUCCAGGCCCUGAAGAAGCAGCACUUCCCUGCAGCACAUACCUUCUGCACACCGCCCGCCUCCCCACCCAGUGCCUCCCCACCACCCAGACACCACUUCCUGCAGGACUGCUCCCUCAAAGAGUCUGACAUAGAUGCUGCCACUGCCAUGAUGCUCUUAAACUCUGCCCCUGGUCAUCACCACGCCAACCCAUGUGAUCCAGACAGUCCCCUGGACCUGUCCCGGCCAGACUUGGUCCUGGUGAGCAGCGAUCCUAAGCAGGACCACAACUACAGUAGCAUGGCCCUGCAGCGCUGCUCCUCCCGCUCCUCCUCCUCCUCCCUCUCCUCCCUGGAUGAAGGAGGCCCAGGCCACGCCAGACCCCGCCCACGCCGUGCCGGCAGCGAGGGUUUCCAUAGCGACGAGGAGGACUCCGACCUCGGGGACCGGGACGAGAGGGGCAGCCACUCCCGUCCUGCUCCUCGUCGCCCCUCCCCCUCUUCCUCCUCGGUGAAGUGCCCGGCGGGUAAGAGGGCACGUAGGGAGGUGACAGCCAAGCCGGAGCUGGAUGAGGAGCUGAAGGAGGCGGCUGGGUCUCUGCUUCACCUGGCUGGGAUCCGUACCUCCAUGGAGCUCAACAAACGCAGUGCCAAGAGCAAAAAACUGAACAGGAAAUGAGGUGGUCGUACUGCCUCGCCCUCAGACUCCCGCCCCUGUAACCCUGAUCUGAUUGUGUGUCCUACUGAUAGGUCCAGGUUGUGCCGCCUCCUGCUUUUCUGAUUGCUGAUUUUUGAGCCAGUUUUUUGGUUUGACACAUGAUGGGAUGGGAAAUCCCUCCCUACCCCAACACAACAAAUGGCAAUAGUAUCAUUCACACAGGAGAAUAAAGCCAUAUUGAGACUUUUGUAACUCGGGCAUGUCAGGUGGGUGGGGUUAAGUGGGGUGCUUGGGGACUACUGUGAAGAACCAUCACAAUACCCAUCUAUCCAAACGAACUGCCUGUUUCAGAUGGCUUCGCCACAGAUCCUCGCAAUUCAAAGGAUUUUCUUCUGGAUAAAAGAAAGACAAGACCAGAAAAAGCUUAAAGUUUUUAAAACUCAAAGCAUUGCAUGCUUCCUCCUCAACCUGUAUCCUCUUCCAAGUGAACCUAUUUAUAAGAGAAUGAGUGCAUGUCUGUAACAAACAACUAACCUCUCAUCUCCUCGUCAGUUUCUCCCUUCUCCGUGCAAAAAUCAAAUAAAAACAUGCCACUGUUUUUUGAUAGGCGAUAACCUUGGUCUGGAAAUAACAUACAAAGAUAUGCAAUAAUUGAUUUGUAACCUUAAACUGCUCUUUAUAUUAUUUAAUUAGUUCAAUGUUGGUAUUUCUCUUGGGUUGAUGACAACACUGGUGUCUAAAAACAAUACAGUAUAGGGAAUGUAUUGAAGUAGUGAGAUGAUUCAUGGCACUGGCCGUUUAGAGUGUGAUCGGAACAACCUGAUCCCAGAGCAGAACACUGGACUGGUUCCAUGUCAGGGUUUAAUAGCAUGGUGGGGAAACGCAACAAAGGAAAUGUUGGAACUCUGCUACUGCCGUGUUAAGAAAAGGAAUAAAACAACGAUGACCGACUGCUAGAUUGGCAAGAGUCCACUCUGGUUUCCUCCACUGAGAGGAAAACGUCAUUACGUCGUCGUACCAUCAGAACCCACUCCUCUUCAUGGCUUUUCCUCUGUGGCCCCUCUUAUUCUGUUAUACAUACAUUAUUUGUGUUUAGUGUGUAAACUGAGAAAUGACACAUUUGACACAGGCCCCUGUAUUUGUGAUUCUUCUCUUGAUCUAUCCUGUUCUUGUCCUGUCCUACCCUGUCCUACCCUGUCCUACCCUGUCCUAUCAUGUCCUACCCUGUCCUACCCUGUCCUACCCUGUCCUACCCUGUCCUACCCUGUCCUAUCCUGUACUACCCUGUCCUACCCUAUCCUACCCUAACCCUACCCUGUCCUACCCUGUCCUAUGCAAGGUGUAUCUGGCUGAAACACAGCUAUGGUUGUAACCAUCGUGAUCCCGAGACGAUGCGCUUGCAUGAGAGCACUCACUGGCAGAUGUGCUGCUCAGUUUUCAAUCAUGUAAUAUUAGUCACACCUACUGACGCUUAGUAUUCAGGCCAAAGGGAAGUUAAGACAAGGAUUUAGUUAUAAAAACGUUGUAGUGAGGUUAGAUUGACAAUAUUGUACUACUUACUGCCUGUUGUUGGCUGUGGCAAAGUUUAGACUGUGUUGACAGAAAGAGGCUUUGGUUUGUCUUGCUCCACAAAAAGAAAACACGAAGGGAGGAGGGAGGGCAAAAUCAGGAAGCACACCACCCUCUUAGCUCCGCUGUACAGUAAUGUGUUUACUGCCAGUUGAUUGCAUAGAGUUCAGUGACGGGAAGUACAGGAUGUUGCAACAGAACUUGUGAAGAGAAGAGGCUAGACUGGUUUUCUUUCGGCGCUUGCAUGCAUUAACCUGCAUUAGUAAGCAAAAUGCCAAAAGCCCACAGCAUGCCUAUAUGAUAGAAUUGCUUUUAGUUGGUUCACUGUAUGACCGUAUACUGCCCUCUGUCAUGAGCCCACUUAAUGUAACAUUAUACAACAGAAGUGGAAAGUUAAUUCACUUCCAUAAAUAUAGAUUGCAUGCAGUGCCAAACAUUAAUUUGUGCCAUUGCGACCAUGUUCCUCUUCUCACAGUUUUUGUGUGACUGACAGUAACAUUGGUGCUCUAGAAGCCAACUAACAGGAAAUGUAGUACUCUGACCUUGUGGACUGACUGUAGUCUGACAUGCAGUUUAUUUUGGUGUUCAGGAAUGGGAAUCACUUUGUUCUUAGAACUAAGCCGCGGUUCUCCUAAAUAUGAUGGACAGAUGGACAUUUACUGUCUGUGAAUAAACAAAGAACAAAUUAAUGUUGUCCAUUAAAUCAUCAAUGUAUUUAUUAUAAUUAAUUUAUAAUGGGACGAUUGAAUGGAACUUCUAUCAAAUAAUGGUCGUUUGAAGCGAGUGGAAAGGUUACUUCCUCUGGAAAAUUAUUUUGAUUAAUUUUGUUUUAUUUUCUUCAUUUUACUGCCAUAGACCAAUACUUUCACUAUGUGAUAUAGUGAUAAAGAUAUCUGUGCUGAGAAAGUAUUUUGCCAAUAUAUUUUGUCUUUCCACGACUGCCAAGUGUACCGAUUUGUUUUGUUGUUGAACUGGAUAGAAGAAAAUUUAUGAGCAAAUUGAUCCUGAACCCUUUUUUGCCAACAGUGGUGUUGUACAGAGAAAGCCGACGUAGACAUUUCAGAUGAAUAGAUAUUCCCUAACUAUUAAGAACUUCUCUGAAAGUUGAUUUUAAUCAUCAAACUUCACAGCCUUUAUCUGAAUUAGUAUUGUUUAAGUUUAUAUAAUAUUCUGACUGCCAGAAGUAGUCGCACCAUAGAUAUUAGUUGGCGCUCCUUCUUACAUGUUAGGAUCCUGCCACCAUAGAAGUCAUCUACAUGUUCCCGAGGGUUGCCCUGGUGUUAGUCUUGGUACCCCCAUGGACUUAUGUUGAAACUUAGAUAGUUGAGGACAGUUUCCAGUAACUUGUUCAUGCUGUAGUGCUUGUAGCUAGAAGGAAGAUGUUAUCAGAUUCAAAGUGAACUUUAUCCUGAGUCUCUUAGUAAGUGAAUGUUUUUGAGAUGGAUCUUUAGGAAUACCUGCAUGACAUGGGGCUCUAAGACACACCGUGGGGUACCCCAGGGGUCUAUAUUAUUCACUUUACACAGUGAUACAUUAUGUUAGACUCAAAGCUGCAUACAUAGGAUUGCUUCAUUGUUUGAAAACUUGUUAUUGGAUAUUGAUUAUGCGAUGUAAAAAAAAAAAAUAUUUGUAUUUUUUUCAAAAAUGCAGUUGCAAUUUAUUGAUUCUGAUAAAGCGUUUUGUGUUGAACUAACUAAAGCUGCCAACCCAGUAUCAGUCAGUCGUCUGCCAUGUCUGUUAGACAGACACCUUUUGGUUUUUGUAUGCUAACCUCUGUUAAUAAAAUGUUUAUAAAGUUUAUUUUCGCCAAAGAUAUGCAAUUGCAUUAUAUAUGGUAUUACAAAAUAAAAAAAAUAUUGUUUUAUCA